Molecule: messenger RNA, 2050 nt
Organism: Nicotiana tabacum (common tobacco)
Lineage: Eukaryota; Viridiplantae; Streptophyta; Magnoliopsida; Solanales; Solanaceae
Product: UDP-glucuronate 4-epimerase 3-like
Source: RefSeq, a predicted model, not a curated record
UUUAAUAAAUUCUUCAAACCUCAUUCUUCCUCCUCUCCUAUUAGUUCCCAAUCUCUCUCUUUCUCUCUCGUCACCCAUUUCCUUAAUCAAUCAUCAUCUUCCUUCUGUAAAAACCAAAGCCAAAGAAGCCCCACAAAUGUAAAACCACUAUCCUCCAACAGUCCUUUCAAGAAAACCAUUAGAUUCCCAUAAAUAAAGGACUUAAAGUUCCAUAUUAUCCAGCUCCCUUCAUUCCCACCAUUUUUUCCUCAUUUCUUCUUUUCUCCAUUUCCACAACCCAAAAAAAAUAAAUCAAAUCUUUCACAAAAAUGGGUGGAAAAAAGGAGGAAAUUUUCAAACUCUAACACUUAGCUUUUUUCAAGAAAAUCCAAGAAAGUUGCUUAUUUUGCCUUGAAAACAAGAGAUACCCAAAUUGGGGUAAGCUCAAAUCUCCAAGAUUUCCCAAGAAUAAAUGUCCCAAAUGAAGCACAUUGACAAUAUCCCAUCAACUCCUGGAAAGUUCAAGGAAAAAUCCCCUUACAAUAGGCUAAGGCUCCAUUUUUCUUUAACCAAGCUCACAUUUUGGUCAUUUGUGUUCUUGGGGUUGAUCUUUGUAUUCUUUUUCAGAUCACCAUCUUCUUCUUCAUCAUCCCCUGCAGCUUCAGAUCUCUCAAGGAGAUCUCUUAGAACCAGCUCUUAUGAUGGUCCAGCUUGGGAGAAAAGGAUUAAAGCUUCAGCUAAAGUCAGGUCACAUUCUGGUAUUUCGGUUUUGGUAACUGGUGCUGCUGGUUUUGUUGGGACUCAUGUCUCCGCUGCCUUAAAACGUCGCGGUGAUGGCGUUGUGGGGUUGGAUAAUUUCAAUGAUUAUUAUGAUCCAACACUGAAAAGAGCCCGGCAAGCUCUUUUAGAGCGCACCGGGGUCUACAUUGUAGAGGGCGACAUCAAUGACGUCGCCCUCUUGAAGAAAUUAUUUGAUAUUGUUCAAUUUAGUCAUGUUAUGCAUUUGGCUGCACAAGCUGGUGUUAGGUAUGCCAUGGAAAAUCCUGGCUCAUAUGUGCAUAGUAACAUUGCUGGUUUGGUUAAUGUUCUUGAAGUUUGCAAAAAUGCUAAUCCGCAACCUGCUAUUGUGUGGGCAUCAUCUAGUUCUGUAUAUGGCUUGAAUACUAAAGUGCCCUUUUCAGAAAAGGAUAGGACAGACCAACCUGCUAGUUUAUAUGCUGCAACUAAAAAAGCUGGUGAGGAAAUUGCACAUACCUAUAAUCAUAUAUAUGGGCUUUCACUAACUGGAUUGAGAUUUUUCACGGUUUAUGGACCGUGGGGUCGGCCAGACAUGGCUUACUUCUUUUUCACAAGGGAUAUUUUGAAGGGAAAGUCAAUUCCCAUCUUUGAGGCAGCUAAUCAUGGCACUGUUGCUAGGGACUUUACCUACAUUGAUGACAUAGUAAAGGGUUGUUUGGCGGCAUUGGACACUGCUGAAAAGAGCACGGGAAGUGGUGGGAAGAAGAAAGGCCCUGCUCAAUUGAGGGUGUUCAAUUUGGGCAAUACUUCCCCUGUGCCUGUUUCUGAUCUUGUUAGCAUUUUGGAGAGGUUGCUAAAGGUAAAGGCUAAAAGAUCGGUGAUGAAGUUGCCAAGGAACGGCGAUGUGCAGUUUACUCAUGCAAAUAUAAGCUUUGCCAAAAGGGAGCUUGGAUAUAAGCCUACAACAGAUUUACAUACUGGAUUGAAGAAAUUCGUUCGAUGGUACCUCAGUUACUAUGGCGAUGAAACGAAAAAAUGAACGGCUCCUGUUUUUCACUCUGCCCUUUUACACAAUGAUGUUGGGGGAAAAACAGGACAAUGAUGUGGAAGAAGAAGGAAAUGUGAGUACAUGUAAACAACUUCUAAAUUUUACUUUAGUAGCUACAAAGAACUUAGCCAUAUUUUUACGAAAAGAAAGUCUGAUUUAUUGAUUAAUUAGAUGAUUAAGUGGUAGGAUAGUUUGAUGUAUUGAAGAUACCUUCUGAUAGGUAUAGUUCAAUACUAGCAUAGAAUGAGACAUGAAGUGUAAAUGAAAUGAAACUAUUUACUUCCA